This is a messenger RNA of Neltuma alba, 2458 nucleotides long. RefSeq names its product protein KINESIN LIGHT CHAIN-RELATED 1. Bases 84 to 2048 code for a protein of 654 amino acids. Gene Ontology annotation, molecular function: protein binding. The transcript has 2 exons. NCBI's taxonomy places the organism in Eukaryota, Viridiplantae, Streptophyta, Magnoliopsida, Fabales, Fabaceae. The record is from RefSeq and is a predicted model, not a curated record.
CUGCAACGACGGCGUUUUUGCUGAACUCCUCCCUUGCCUUCCAUUUCGCUCUGGUUUUGGUUUGAGUGGUUUCCCCUUCAUGGAUGACAAGGGUUUUGGGAAGGUUUAACACAAUCUCAAGGAAGCUACUUGAUAUCACCAUGAGAAAGGUUUCAGUCACGUUGCUCCAACAUCUCAGUCGUCGCCGACUAAAUCCUUUUGCCCCGACUAUAUCAUUCAGCUCGGCUCCUUCAACUUCGUCUUCUCCGUCUCCGCCAAUUAAUCCAUCGACCCAUCUCAAGCACUACUGCACUAAAAGCCAUGGAUUACUUACCAGAAACAAGUUUCAGGCAAACUCUUGUCGAAACAUGGAUACUCUGGUUGAAACGCCCACUCAAAUAUCGUCUAGGCAGCGAAAAAUAAAGGAAAAGUCUGAGCUUGAGGAAGCUUUUGAGUCUGCGGAAACCAGUGAGGACAUGUUCAGAAUAUUCAAGGAUAUGGAGGCAACUUUCGAUGAGAGAGAGCUGGGGUUGGCCUCUUUGAAAAUUGGCCUCAAACUUGAUCAAGAAGGUGAGGACCCUGAAAAAGCCCUAUCAUUCGCUGACAGAGCUUUAAAGGCAUUAGACAGUGACAACAAACCUUCUAUACUUGUUGCAAUGACAUUACAGUUGAUGGGUUCGGCUAAUUAUAGCUUAAAGCGAUUCAGUGAUAGCCUAGGGUAUCUUAACAGGGCGAAUAGGAUAUUGGGUAGGUUACAGGGAGAGAAUGAUGUUGAUGAUGUUAGGCCAAUUCUUCACGCUGUACAACUUGAGUUGGCAAACGUCAAGACCGCCAUGGGCAGGAGAGAAGAGGCCCUUGAAAAUCUUAGAAAGUGUUUAGAGAUUAAGCAAUUGAGUUUGGAAGAAGAUAGUAGAGAACUGGGUAAAGCUAACCGUGAUUUAGCUGAAGCUUAUGUUGCCGUUUUGAACUUCAAGGAGGCACUGCCUUUUUGUAUGCAGGCAUUGGAGAUACAUAAGAAGCAAUUGGGGAAUAAUUCUGUGGAGGUUGCACAUGAUAGGAGAAUCCUUGGAGUUAUAUACAGUGGGUUGGAGGAGCAUGAGAAGGCACUCGAGCAGAAUACUUUGUCCAAGAAGAUUUUGACGAAUUGGAAUCUUAACUCUGAUUUGCUGCGUGCUGAAAUAGACGCAGCAAAUAUGCUGAUUGCUCUGGGAAGAUAUGAUGAGGCUACUGGUACUUUGAGGAGUGUUGUGCAGCAGACAGACGCAGAUAGUGAGACUCGGGCACUUGUACUUAUAUCAAUGGCAAAAGCUUUAUGUAAUCAGGACAAGUUUGCCGACUCCAAAAGGUGUUUGGAGAUUGCUUGUGGGAUUCUUGACAAAAAAGAAUCGAUCUCCCCUGUGGAAGUAGCUGAGGCAUACUCAGAGAUUUCAAUGCAGUAUGAAGCCAUGAAUGAGUUUGAAACUGCAAUCUCACUGCUGAAGAGGUCACUGGCUUUGCUUGAGAAGCUUCCACAAGAGCAGCAUUCAGAGGGAAGCAUUUCUGCAAGAAUAGGGUGGUUACUCUUGCUGACAGGUAAGGUGCAGCAGGCUAUUCCUUACUUGGAAAGUGCUGCCGAAACAUUGAAAGAUAGCUUUGGUCCCAAGCAUUUUGGAGUGGGUUAUAUAUACAACAAUUUGGGAGCAGCAUAUUUAGAGUUGGCAAGACCCCAGUCAGCGGCACAAAUGUUUGCAGUAGCCAAGGACAUCAUGGAUGUUUCUCUUGGUCCACAUCAUGCAGAUACAAUUGAAGCUUGUCAGAAUCUUUCGAAAGCUUAUGGUGAAAUGGGAAGCUAUGGCCUUGCAAUAGAAUUUCAACAGCAAGCUAUAGAUGCUUGGGAAAGCCAUGGAGCAGGUGCUGCUGAUGAACUCAGAGAAGCCCGCCGACUUCUGGAGCAAUUGAAGCAAAAAGCCAGUAGUGCUGCUUCUGCAAACGAGUUUCCCGCAAAGGCUCUGCCCUUACCUGAUACACCUCAACCACCUACCGUCUCCCAACCCAACAUCUCACUUCAAUCCAGCAGCAGAGCUUAUUAGUCUUUCCCUUUCUAAUCAUACGAUAUACUGUGUACGGGUCUUUGGUUGCUAGUUUCGAGUUUUGCUCACUUAGAAAAUAAUUUUUUUCCCGGAAAUUACAGAAUAGAGUUUGGGAAUGUCAUCAUAAUUGAGAAUUUGUUUUCUUUCACAUUCAGAAUUGAAGCUUUUGUUAAAAAUAGUCAAUUUUCUCUUCAUAAGUUCAUAUAAUUUACCUAUUUGUUCCCCGAGCUUAUAGAAGCAAUGCAAGCCGGCACCAGAGUAAGUGAUCAGCCGAAGAGAUACUUUAUGAUGCGUACCAUUUACUAGUGGCAUUACCCUUUGAUCUUGAUAUGUGUUGUCUUUAAACCAGUUCUUUUGUGGCGUUGUCUUUUCUACUGGACCUGUGCUUAAGAACAAGGAUAUUUCUUGCA